Molecule: messenger RNA, 876 nt
Organism: Ipomoea triloba (trilobed morning glory)
Lineage: Eukaryota; Viridiplantae; Streptophyta; Magnoliopsida; Solanales; Convolvulaceae
Product: histone H3.v1-like
Exons: 2
Coding region: 1-876 (291 amino acids)
Source: RefSeq, a predicted model, not a curated record
AUGAAGGACAGUGAGCAGAUCUCAGAAAUUCUCAUUCACAGUAAAAUGCUUGGAACAGUAACAAACAUUGAACCAUAUGAAAAAGGUGUUCAUGAAUUUUACAACAAUCUGGGAGCAGGAACAUCAACCCCAAGUGAUCCAAUGUACGGAAAGAUCUACCUAAGAGGUAAAUUCUAUGACUUUACACCCUCCCUGAUUAAUGACUACAUGGGCACCUCAAACACAGAAAACUCUACAAGCAUCAAUAGUGAACAAGUUGCCCAAGAACUGACAGCUGGUAAUGUAAGCUUUGAGAAGAACAAAAUCAAAGCAGCCUCACUGACGAGCAAUCUAGCAGAACUACUAUACAAGAUUGGUAAAAGAAUCAAGAUCAACUUUGGAGAGAUUGUGCACAGCCAGAUCAUGAAUUUAGUAGGAAAUGGAACACCCAAAGCUUCUCUAAUAUUCCCCAACUUGAUUUACACACUACUGGUCCAACAAGCACUCAAGCAACAGAAACCCAUAAUUCCAGUCAAAACACUCUCAAUAACAGUCAAACUAAGGAAGGGAACACACCAAAACGACUUGACAACUACCACUCCAAAGGAAGAUCCAACAGAUAAAACCAUCCUCCUAAAAUACUUCCAGAAAAGGCUAAAAGAAAUAGAGAAAGAAGAGAAAAGGAUCACAAGGAGACAUCUAGAACUCAAAGAAGAAAAAACAGAGGUACUACAGUGGCUGCAAGCACUAAAGAAAGACACAGAAGAUAGAAUCAGUCAAGAAGAAAGACAGGAAGAAGAAGAAGAAGAGACUCAAGGAGAAAACUCAGAAGAAGAAAGUCAAGAAGAAGGAGAAGAUGAUCAAGAUGUUGAGAAUCAAGAAGAAAGUCAAGAAUAA